UCUUCCCUCCAAAUUUCUCCGAUCUUCUCGCCUUCCUCCCCAACUGCCCGCCCCCCUUCCGUAUCCACUUCCCUCCCUUCCCCUCCCUCCCCUUCACCUCCUCUCGGCUUCCGAUCCCCUAACCUAAACCCCUGCCGCCGCGCCACUCCGCCGCUCCUCCAUCUCCUAGGUCGAAUCGAACAGGGGAUAUAUGUACAGGAACCAGUUUAGGCCGGAUCGCUUCAACGACCACACCAACGCCGCCCGAAGGCCCGGCCGUGGCUUUGCCAGUGGCACGCACCAUUGGGUCGUCUCUGGCGGCCGCGGGAACGCGGCUCCAGGCGCGCGGCCGCGUUCACCACCCAACCGGAGCGGGAGGCCCGGGAGCGUGCAGCAGUACAGGCCAAGGUCACCAGCUAGCGCAGCACCCCAGGGCCAAGGGAAUGCCACUACAUAUGCUUAUGCUGCGGGUGUCGAACCGAUGAAUCGAUCAUCUUUAGGAUCAUUGGAGAACCAGAAGCCUUCUAAUGUGACUGAUCAAAGUGAUGUUCUGAACUUAGAGUCUGCUGAAAGAGCCAGGGCAGCAGAUUCUUUGAAUCCGACAAAGCACUCAGAAGGAUCUUCAUCCACUGCAUUUACUCUUCAGUUUGGUACUUUAAGCCCAGGAGUCAUUAACAAACAAUGUAUUCCCAACUCAACCUCGGCCCCUCCAGAUUUUAAUGAGAAGAAACAUGACAAGGCACCCCAUGGAUUAUUAUCUGAUUAUAACACAUUGCCCUUACCACCUGACCAGAAGCAGCAAAAGAAAGAAGCGGCAGAUAACCAGACUGAUUUGAUCGACAAGUAUGAUGGUGUGCCUGCUACAGUUUCAUCUAAUUCAUGUGCAGUACCGGAUCAUGAAUUACCUCAGACACCAGUGCUGAAAUCUGUUCCCCCGGCUGAAAAAGUAUGUAUAGAUUCAUGUAAGAUGUUGGCCAGGAAUCCCUCUUCCCCAACCCAUCAACAGUUGCAAAAGCAAGACGGAAGGAAAAAUGUGAUUAAUGCUAGCCAAUCUGAUACUAUGCACAAAUAUCCUUCUACGAAGCCCAAGAUAAGUGUGCAGAUUCCAGCUCCGUAUACUCCCAACAUAGCACCGCCACCAUUUAUGCUUCCGGUAAAUGGAAGACCGUUGCAUGUGGCUUUCCAGCAGAAACAACCUCAAGUACCUGUUGAAUUCAGGGGCCCUGGUGUGCAAAUGCAGUCUAUUGGUUCUGUAUCUGGCUCCGUGCCUGUGAAAAUGGCCAUGCCUAUGGGUAAUGCGCCCCAUGUACCACCAUUUUUUGUUCAUGGUGCUCAUCCUCGUGCAUUACAACAGCCAGCCUUCAUUCACCAAGGACAAGGUAUGGGAUGUGCACCUCCAGCUUCUCCUCACCUUCCUCAACUUGGCAACAUGAGGAUUACACAGGAGUUAUCUCAGCAUCAGCCUAGAAGUAGUGAUGAACAGAAGAGAACUAUCAGGAUAACUCAUCCAGAGACACAUGAAGAGCUCACGCUAGAUAGACGUGGUCAUAGCUAUAUGGAUGCUGUUUCUGUACAGAUGCCUCAGCAUAAUAUGAACCAGCUAGUUCAGCCUGCCCCAACAUUUUCUCCCCUCCAUAAGGUGUAUUACCGGCCAAACAUGUACAAUGCAGGAAAUAUCUAUCUUCCUAACACCAGUACUGUUCCUGUUUCAAACCGGCAAAUGUGCCCCAAAAUGCAGCCACCAACACAUAACUUUGAUCCGACUAACAGCCAGGCAAUUACUUCUAUCAGUCCUCCUAUGGCAAACCCUUGGCUUGAUGCUAGUUCCAGGCCACCAACCAAUUUAUCUGCUGCCACAGAAGUUUCCAAUUUCAAAGGCUUAGUGCCAUCGACCAUAUCCCCUCCAGGUCAAGGUGCACUAAAGCCAUGCACUAUCUUCCCAUCAUCUCAGACAAGCAUAUCUACCUGCAUGGCAGAAACUCCCAUGUUUUUAAGGCAUUCUGGUGAAUAUGCUUUGUCAAGUCAGCAAAGAGUUCACAAGCUUGGGAUGGGAAUUUCUCAACCUGAAAGGUUAGUUUCAGAAGCAAAUCGCAAACUUUCAGGUGCGACAUCUGGUAUAAGUUGUAAUAUGGGUCCUCAGUCAGUUUCAACCCAGCAGACACAAACUGGUCCAGCUUUAGUAGGUCAUGCUACAUCUGCUGCAGAUCCUCAAAUUAUGUCAGCCUGUAACAUAACUUCAGCAUGUGUAGCAAGUGGUCCAUCGUCAGUUAAAGCAAAACCUAUUAUUAUAGAAGAAGAAUCAUCAGUAUCUGCAGUAACUUCAUCAUCUGAUUCAAAAGGCCAGUUAUCUCACAUUGUGCCUCUGCAGUCUGAGACAUUUGUGGAUACUGAGGCUUCUUCCGGAAGUGGUAAUGUCAUUUUGACUGUAGAUUCCUUAGGAUCAGAGACAUCAUUGGCUGGUAAGAAUUUAAAAUGUGAUGGCAAUAGCAUUUUAGGGAAACCUCCACUCAAAUAUGCACAGCAAAUUGUGCCGCCAAAGUUUCCAUCAACUAGCAUAACUACUGAAGAUCUCAAGGGCAAAGUUAAUCAUGUUCCUUUUCCAGAAGAAACUUAUGAAGUGAAUUUUUCACUUCCUUUGCAAAUCCAUAAUGUGAUUAGAGAACAGCAUGUUUUAAAUGCUGGAGUGACGUGCUCCAAGUCUAAGGCAGAACACGUCGAUGUGACAAUGCCAGGUGCUGCUUCUGGUUCGGAGAAUGAUACUGAUGUUACUAAAUUGGUGAUAUUUCAUGCAUGUGUGGAAUCAGGUGAUUUGCAUCUUUCAUCAUCCAAUGGUGAUCUCCCUCAAUCAAAUAAAAACAGUCUAGCUUCAUCAGAUGCACAAAUUGGACCAUGUGAACAAGAGAAUAAGCUGGAAGACAGUGUACAGGACUCUCUAAGUAUUUUCAUGAAUACAGCUAUAGUUUCCAACUCAAGUAUCUCUAAGGGGGAAAUGAACCAUGAUAGUAUUGAAUCAGGAAUAUCUAGUCAUUGCUCUGCUGCUACUUCAAUGGUGCUAACGAAAAAAACUGUUUUGGAGGCAACCAGAGCCAAAACUACCCAUGGAAGAAGAAAAAAGAGAAAGGAUAUACUCCAUAAGGCCGAUGGACAAAAGUCUUCUGAUAUUUAUUAUGCACCUGGUUCCGCCGAUGAGAAUUUUGCCAGCACUAGUGUAGAAGUUGUUGGGAGUUCUUCGACAGUUGAUCUAGCAGAGACCUGUACACUAGAUACUGAAAUGGGCGCUUCGACAAAAAGUAAUGAUAACCAGAACAAAAAUGAUUUCUUCGAUUGGGAAGGUGAUAUGGAAAUCUCUAGUGAAAAGUUGAGAGAUUAUAGCUGCAAGCAUUCUAACAAUGUGGCAGAAGUAAACAAAGAUACAUAUGGGUAUGGCCAGAAAAGGUACUCUCAGGAUUUUCUUUUAACAAUUGCGCAGAGUUGCGUCAGUCUGCCUGAAGGUUUUAAGAUUGGUUCUGAUAUUUAUGAUGCAAUAAUGAACAACAGUAGUGAACAUAAUCCAAACAGGGCAAGGAUAAAAGAUCGAGUUUCAGCUAAUCAACUUAACCGCCAUAUGGCUAGCGGCAAGCUUGAUGAGAAUAACUGGAGAAAAUCAUAUCAUUCUCCUGUUGCUGGACGUGAUCCACUUCCUGACACCAUUCAUCGACCUUCCAUUUCUAGUUGGGAUACAGCACAUCGUGCUGGGCGUGGAUCUUCAAGAAGUGUUUCGCAGACCCAGUCACCCAACCAGUAUACUGGUGAGAUUCUCUCCAGAGCUAUGAAAGAAGUAGCAUCUCAACGCAGCAUGUCACGUGGUUCUGUUGAUCAGAGGUGGCAACAUAGAACUAAUGUUCAGGGUAUGUCAUCUCCUUCUCAAGUUGCUGCGCCACUCAUGCACAAAGCUGAGAAAAAAUAUGAAAUUGGUAAGGUGUCUGAUGAGGAAGAGGCAAAGCAAAGGCAGCUGAAAGCUAUUCUCAAUAAAUUAACCCCCCAAAAUUUUGAAAAACUUUUCGAGCAGGUCAAAGCUUUGAAUAUUGAUAACAUAGUUACACUUAACGGUGUCAUUUCUCAGAUAUUUGACAAAGCCUUGAUGGAGCCCACCUUUUGUGAGAUGUACGCCAGUUUUUGUUUUUCCUUGGCUGGUGAACUGCCAAAUUUUGUCAAGGAUGACGAGAAAAUCACUUUCAAGAGACUUCUUUUAAAUAAAUGUCAAGAAGAAUUUGAAAGAGGGGAACGAGAGCAAGCUGAAGCUGACAAGACAGAAGAGGAGGGUGGAAUGAAACAAUCUGAAGGGGAGAGAGAAGAGAAACGGCUCCGGGCACGCAGGCGCAUGCUAGGAAACAUCCGUUUGAUUGGGGAACUGUACAAAAAGAAAAUGUUGACUGAGAGAAUAAUGCAUGAAUGCAUAAAGAAGCUACUGGGUGAGUACCAGCACCCAGAUGAGGAAGAUCUAGAGGCAUUAUGCAAAUUGAUGAGUACAAUAGGUGAGAUGAUCGACCAUGCCAGGGCAAAGGGGUUUAUGGAUUUAUAUUUUGACAUUAUACAGAAGCUGUCUGCAAAUUCAAAGUUAUCAUCACGUAUAAGAUUUAUGCUGGAAGAUGUGAUUGAUCUUAGAAACAACAAGUGGAGGCAGAGAAGGAAAGUUGAAGGGCCAAAGAAGAUUGACGAGGUUCGCAGGGAUGCUGUCAAGAAAAUGGGCCAAUCAACUAGGUUAGGUUCUUCUCCUAAUUAUAACUCAUCUGCCACCUCCAUUAGCUCAGCCUUAAGACCAGGGCCUCCACUGGAUUAUGGUGUUCGUGGAUCUUCUGCUUCUCGUGGAUCCUCUGAAGUUCGUGCAUAUGGAUCCCACAAUGUUAAUCUGGAUGCAAGAUAUCAGACUUCAAACAGAGCCAUGGCAGUUCCACUCCAACAAAGGCGGUCUGAUAAAUCCAUCCGCCUUAGUCCUCAAGGUGACUUGGGAAGAGAAAUGUCACUUUGUGGGAAGCCACCAGGUUCAAACGACAUUUUGCCAGAAGUUCCUUUGAGCAGUCAUCAUGGUCAAACAUCAAAAAUCUCAAGACAAAGUUCAUUUACGGGAGCAGCAAAUAACCAAACAAACUUACAAGCCACUGCUGAUACUCCUAAAAGUCAGUCCUGGGGAACUACAGAUCAUGUUUCACCUAUAGUAUUGACUUGUGUCAAUCCUGUUGGCCAAAUGCAUACACCCUCCACAGUCAUUAAGGAUAUUUGUUACGAAGCAAGAAUAUUCCCGGAGGAGGUUCUUCAAGAAAAAGCAAUAUUGACCAUAAAAGAGUUCUACAGUGCUAAGGACGAGAAGGAGGUCGGGCUGUGCAUGAAAGAACUGAACGCUCCCAGUUUUUACCCUUCACUCAUAUCACUUUGGAUCAAUGACUCGUUCGAAAGGAAAGACCUGGAAAGGGAACUUUUGGCCGAGCUUUUGGUGAACUUGUGCAAAUCUCAGGAGAGUCUGCUAAGCCAGGGAGUGCUGCUCCAAGGGUUCCAACAUGUUCUUUCAACCUUGGAAGAUGCGGUAACUGAUGCUCCGAAAGCAACCAAGUUCCUCGGGCGGAUAUUCGCCAAGGUCAUACUGGAAGACGUGCUCUCGCUGACUGAGAUCGGACUAUUGCUACAGGACGGCGGGGAGGAGCCAGCACGGCCUGCGUCGGACCAGGGGCUCGCUUCUGAGGUUCUGGGGAGCAUGCUGGAGUCAAUAAGGGUGGAGAGGGGCGACUCUGCGGUGGACGAAAUCCGUGCAAAGUCAAACCUGCACAGGGAGAACCUCAGGCGACCUGGCCUGUGCGUCUGAUCAGGAUAGGGAGGCGGAGUGGGUAGAUCAGUAGCGCUUCUUCUGCUAGGUUUGCUGGAUCCUAACCUUAUUAGGAAGAAGAAACGUCACAAGAAAUUUUGUCGGGCCUUGCUAGCUCACUUAAUUAUCUCUUAUUACCAAGUUACUAUAGGUGCACUUUUGUUAAUAUUUUUCUUGGUUCAGCUUAUGUUAAUUAAAAAGCUCUGCUUUAUCUUGUGCUGAACUUGACAGUAUAUUUUUUUUGACCAGUACUGAACUUGACAGUAUUA
Messenger RNA from Brachypodium distachyon (stiff brome), 6084 nucleotides. Its product is annotated as eukaryotic translation initiation factor 4G. Bases 191 to 5815 code for a protein of 1874 amino acids. Gene Ontology annotation, molecular function: mRNA binding; translation initiation factor activity; protein binding. The transcript is spliced from 10 exons. Gene Ontology annotation, cellular component: eukaryotic translation initiation factor 4F complex. NCBI's taxonomy places the organism in Eukaryota, Viridiplantae, Streptophyta, Magnoliopsida, Poales, Poaceae. The record is from RefSeq and is a predicted model, not a curated record.